Molecule: messenger RNA, 1160 nt
Organism: Megalobrama amblycephala (Wuchang bream)
Lineage: Eukaryota; Metazoa; Chordata; Actinopteri; Cypriniformes; Xenocyprididae
Gene: myl4
Product: myosin, light chain 4, alkali; atrial, embryonic
Exons: 7
Coding region: 115-678 (187 amino acids)
Cellular component (GO): myosin II complex
Molecular function (GO): calcium ion binding
Source: RefSeq, a predicted model, not a curated record
AUGAUGAUGGGAUGGACCAACCCUCUUGAUGCAGUUGGGGUGCGUUGAGGAGGGUAUAAAUCCUCAUCCCUGUUUUCCCUCUCACACCCUGCUGCUCGUCAUCUUGGUGGAAGAAUGGCUCCUAAAAAAGCUGAACCAAAGAAGGAGGCAACAAAGCCAGCACCCCCUCCUGAACCAGAGAAACCCAAGGAGCCUCAGUUUGACCCAAAAAGCAUCAAGGUUGAAUUUACAGCUGACCAGAUUGAAGAAUUUAAAGAGGCCUUCAUGCUAUUCGACAGAACACCUACUGGUGAAAUGAAGAUCACUUACGCCCAGUGUGGGGAUGUCAUGAGGGCGCUGGGUCAGAAUCCUACAAAUGCUGAGGUCAUCAAAGUACUUGGCAAACCCAAACCUGAGGAAAUGAACACCAAACUGAUUGACUUCGAGACUUUCCUGCCUAUGUUCCAACAUGUGUCCAGGUCCAAAGAUCAGGGCACGUUUGAGGACUUUGUAGAGGGUCUACGAGUCUUUGACAAGGAAGGAAAUGGCACUGUAAUGGGUGCCGAACUUCGCCAUGUACUUGCAACGUUGGGUGAGAAGAUGACGGAAUCAGAGGUAGAACAUCUGAUGGCAGGACAGGAAGAUGCAAACGGCUGUGUCAACUAUGAAGCAUUUGUCAAACACAUCAUGGCUGGGUAAACAAAUAAGGCACAAAUGUGACUGUCCUCUGCAGUUAUCAGCAGUCCUUCAGCCCAGCUCUCCGCUCUCUAAUGCCCUUGACUAAUUUAGUCUUUGCAUUUUUUUUUUUUUACUUAUGUUGCAUGGUUUCUGGUCUGGAAAAGCACAUUUUAGAUACUCCUGAUUUGAUUCUUGAUCAUCUGGUAAAUGAAGUAGUUUUGAAGUAAUUAAACUCACAGCUUCAUUGACUAGCAAUGCUGCACAGAUGGAGGCAAUUCACACACACUCUCUCUUGAUCAAUAAGCUAAUUUAUUCAAAUAAAUGUUAUAACUCAAUCAAAUAUGUAACCUUAUCACAGUACUUUAUUUAAAACAGUCUGAUUUAAAACAGAACAGAAUGCUAGAAUGAAUAUAUAUACCCUCCUGUUCACUCCCGUUCUAAAAGAAUUUUUUUUUUUUCAGCAAAGAUGUAUUGAUCAAAAGUGACAGUAAAGACUUUAACAU